Molecule: messenger RNA, 1738 nt
Organism: Paramormyrops kingsleyae
Lineage: Eukaryota; Metazoa; Chordata; Actinopteri; Osteoglossiformes; Mormyridae
Source: RefSeq, a predicted model, not a curated record
UUAUACCAUGUAAGCCAGUGGUCGCCAACCCGUCGAUCGCGAUCGACUGGUAGAUCUUUAUCACUGUCCCGGUAGCUCCCGAAAAUAAAAACGUUUUCAGUUUUGCAAGCAUCUGUAUCUCUUAAUCCAACUGCUUUAUUUUCAAUGAAGUGACCAAUCAGAUAAAAGAAGAGCACCCGUAAAUUAACUGUCGCAAACGUCAAUAUGGAUCUCCAUGGUGAUAGCCCGCGCGAGGUAACAUACUACAAACUAGAAUGGCGAAAGAAGGCAACAUACAAUUUUCAUCCAGAAUGGGAACAGGAAUUUCUGUUUACCUUGGGGAUAAGAGGGCAUAAAUGGACCGCGGUACCCCGAAUAAAAAAGGGAUACACCUCCCCCGCCUCUUCGUCGCUGUGGCAACACCCAGACGCGCGGAACCUUGCUGUGCAGCCGGAUGUUCAGACCUCGGACCGGCUGUUAGCAGACUGGCAGAAUUUCAUGGACUACGGGGAGAGCUGCUACAACAUUCAGAAACUUAACGAAACCGAUUUUAUACCUAUUAAUUAUAUGUCUCGUCAGCCGCAGGUCACACCAGAAGCGCGUUGCAGAUUGGUGAGCUGGUUGAUUCCCGUUCAUAGAUACUUCAGACUGUCUUUUGAGUCCUGCUGCCUCGCCGUAAAUAUUAUGGACCGCUUCCUCUCCACCACCCCGGUGGCGUCGGACUGUUUCCAGCUGCUGGGGAUCACAUGUCUGCUAAUCGCCAGCAAACUGGUUGAGGUCUACUCACCUCAGAUUAAACAGCUUCUUGCCCUGUGCUGCAAUGCUUUCACAAAAGAUCAGCUAUGUAACCUGGAGUGCAUAAUCUUAAUCAGACUGAAGUUCAGGCUUGCAGCUCCAACAAUGGCCUUCUUCCUUGAUUAUUAUACAAACCGGCAGCUUGCAGCUCAGACUUCUCCAGAGCAGGGUCCUGCUGGUCACCGGGAGGAGACUGAAAAGCAGGUAUCCACAGGUAUGGAUACUGGAGGAGACUUGGACAAUCCGUUCCCCUCGGAUACAGGUGAAGAGGUGGAGGGUCCCUGUGCCACAGGUGUGGGAGAAGACGUCAGCAGGCAGAGCCACAGUAUGGCCGCAAAGAGUAAAAUCCUUGCAAGGACAAUAUGUGAACUGAGCCUGGCUGACUAUGCUUUCGUCAGGUACCCUCCGUCAGUCCUGGCACAGUCUGCCGUAAAGUUGGCAGAGCACUUGCUGGGCAGAAGGCAGCAAUGGGACUCAAAACCAGAAGAACCGAGUGUGGACCCCACCUUGCACCAAGAGUGUGGUGACAACAUGAGGCUUCUGGUGUCCCUCAACCAGGAAGUCCUGCACACCAUGUCUGGGUUUUGACAUCAUAGGAAGCCCCUUGACUAGUGUCCCUUCAUUUCAGCAGUUUAUCUAUUGACUGUAAUACCUAUAAUUUAUUCAGUAAUUAUGUUAAUAUUGUAUGGAUGAAUUUAUUUCUCCCACAAAUGCAUUGUAUACUACACAGAUCUUCUGAGAAGAGCAACGAGAAGUAUUAUUUAAUGCAGUGUUCUGUUACCCUGGCUAGUGUUUGACUAGUCUUUUUUAUUGUUUAUGUUGAUCUGGAGACUGGCUGUCUCGAGAUCAUUGUUGCAAAGCAAAAUUCAAAUGAACUCUGUGAACAUCGGUACAGUGCACAUUUUGAAUGUAGAAAAUGAAUGUGAUGUGAAAGAACUUUAAUAAAACAUCUCAUAAGCAAAAA